Amaranthus tricolor (Joseph's coat) is the source of this 660-nucleotide messenger RNA. RefSeq lists its product as uncharacterized. The transcript is spliced from 2 exons. Lineage: Eukaryota; Viridiplantae; Streptophyta; Magnoliopsida; Caryophyllales; Amaranthaceae. The record is from RefSeq and is a predicted model, not a curated record. The coding region runs from base 1 to 660 and encodes 219 amino acids.
AUGCAUGAGCUUUUAUUGUCACUAAACAGUAAAGGGAAGUCAGCCCACGGGGUCAUCAAUGAAAUUGCCAAGAAGUACGAUGUGCGUAGGAGGACACUAGGAAGGAUAUGGAGACAGAUUCGAGAUCAAAAAAAGAAUAAUCAAGUACCAAUAACUGUCAACAACAAGAAGAAAGGCAGCAAAGGAAGGCCGUCCAUCCCCUUUGAUGAAAAAAGUUCAAGUCAAUUGAAAAGGCGAAGAAGACAAGUUUACCAGCACUGUCAAAGGCCAUGGGAGUUAGCCAAACCACAAUUUGCAGAUGGAAAAGAAAAAAAUGAGCAAACAAGCAACUUCACAUUUAAUGACAUGUCAAAUGUAUUGCACAUGGAUGAAAAGUUGUUUUACAUUACAAGGACACAACAAACAUUUUAUCUGACUCUAGAUGAAAUAGAGCUACAUAGAGAAAUCCAAUUUAAAAGAUUUGUGCCCAAGAUCAUGUUUAUGUGUGCCAUUGCAAGACCAAUCUUUUCUAGUGAAGGUGAGAUGAUUUUUGAUGGAAAGAUAGGCAUAUUUCCUUUUACACAUGAAGUGGCAGCACAAAGAAGUUCAAAAAAUAGGAAGAGAGGAGAGCCAGAGACCAAACCAAUACAAUCAAUCACUAAAGCCACACAAGAGAUAUGA